UCAAGUGGGGUUAUGCUUGCAUGCUCUUUAUAUAAGGGACUGUAUCACAGCAUUCUGCAUCUAAUUUUUACUGUUCGACUGAAGAAGAGUAGAUCUACAGCUGCAAGAUGGCCAGUUGCAUGACAGAUUCAUACAAAGUGCACAGUUGUGCUCAGAAAAGAUUCCACGACAAGAAUGACUUCGAAGUGGAGCCGUCAGAAAAGCAGAGAAUUACUAUUACAGGCGACAAGCCCGUCAGGAAGUCCAACAAAGAGAACAGUUUGUGUAGAAAUAAUGUGACUAUAAAGACGAAAGAAAGUUAUAGUGAUGACCUUAAAAAGCAUGAAAAGAAAGCCCCGAAACACGAGAAAGUGAAGCAUGAAUUUCUAGAUAAACUGUACGAGAUAAUGCUGAGAGAUGGAUUCAUGAAGGCCCGCGACCGCAAUGAAAGAGUCCUCGAAUUUACGCAUCCCGAGGACCUGAGGAAGAAAAUAGACUUCGACCUAGGAAGUAAAACGUCUGACGAGAAAAUUCUAAGUCUUUGCCAGGACGUCAUCAAAUACAGCGUGAAAGUUGCUCACCCCAGGUUCUUUAACCAGCUGUAUGGUGGACUCGAUGAGUAUAGUUUGGGAGGAUGCUGGCUGACGGAAACCCUGAAUGCUAGCCUGUACACUUACGAGGUGUCGCCAGUAUUCAGUCUCAUGGAACGGGUCGUCAUAGACAAAAUGCUGGGGAAAAUCGGGUUCGAGGACGGAGAUGCAAUGUUCUGUCCAGGCGGCUCCAUAUCUAACAUGUAUGCGCUCAACAUUGCCAGAUAUUUUAUGUAUCCAGAGAUCAAGAAGAAGGGCAUUAGGGGCAUCCCGGACAUCUGUGCAUUUACCUCAGAAAAGUGUCAUUAUUCCAUAGCUAAGGGCGUGGCUUUCAUGGGUAUGGGACUUGACAACCUUAUUUCCGUAAAGACCGACGCAAAGGGAAAAAUGAUCCCCGAAGAUUUGGAAAAGAAAAUCCUGGAGGCUAAAGAAAAGGGCAAGACUCCAUAUUUUGUGAACGCUACUGCCGGUACAACUGUGCUAGGUGCUUUUGAUCCUAUUGACGAUAUUGCUGACAUUUGCAAGAAACAUGGUCUGUGGAUGCAUGUUGAUGGUGCUUGGGGAGGCGGGGCCCUUCUGUCCAAAACUUACCGAUCUCUACUGAGGGGCGUGGAAAGGGCCGACUCGAUGACGUGGAAUCCUCACAAACUUAUGGGCGUUCCACAACAAUGUUCCCUCGUUUUCACGCGACAUAAGGGUCUACUGGAGCAGUGCCAUUCUGCCAAUGCCGCCUACCUCUUCCAGCAGGACAAGUUCUAUGACGUGUCCUACGAUUCUGGCGACAAGUCCAUCCAGUGUGGACGCAAGAACGAUGUGUUAAAGCUCUGGAUUAUGUGGAAGAACAAGGGAGAUGAAGGGUUUGAGAAGGAUAUUGAUAACCAGUUUGAAUGUGCCAAAUACCUUGCUGAGCUUGUCAAACAACGAGAAGGUUUCGAGCUUAUUUCCGAGCCCGAAUGCACCAAUGUCUGUUUCUACUAUAUACCAGAGAGACUCCGAGGUAAGGAGAGAACAUCCGAAUGGUGGAACGAAAUCUCGAAAGUGGGGCCAAAGGUCAAGGAAGGAAUGAUGAAAGCCGGUUCUAUGAUGGUGGGCUAUCAACCUGAUGGCGACUUAGUGAACUUUUUCCGAAUGAUUAUUUCCAAUUUGGACAUUGUGAAAAGUGACAUGGAGUUCGUUGUCGACGAAAUCGAUCGAUUAGGAAAAAAUCUCUAAGAAUCCAUCUUACAACUGCCAUUUGUACAUUGUUUAUGACAAUCAUUGCAUUUAAAUCGGGCUUUUGUUUGACAGAACAUAAUUGUUAUUUCCCGAUUUCUUUUCAUAUUUAUUCUAUUAGCUGUUUUGUAUAAAUAUUUUUAAUGUGCACAUGAUAUAUGAGAAGAAUUGUUAUUGUUAUGACAUGAGAAAAAAAGUACAAAAAACCCUGUAAAAAAAUUCAAAAUAAGAAUAAAACCUUUGAAUCCUCAA
This is a messenger RNA of Ostrea edulis (European flat oyster), 2033 nucleotides long. RefSeq names its product cysteine sulfinic acid decarboxylase-like. Lineage: Eukaryota; Metazoa; Mollusca; Bivalvia; Ostreida; Ostreidae. The record is from RefSeq and is a predicted model, not a curated record. Gene Ontology annotation, molecular function: carboxy-lyase activity; pyridoxal phosphate binding. Gene Ontology annotation, biological process: carboxylic acid metabolic process. The transcript has 6 exons. Gene Ontology annotation, cellular component: cytoplasm. Bases 108 to 1781 code for a protein of 557 amino acids.